Arabidopsis arenosa is the source of this 2409-nucleotide messenger RNA. The record is from the annotation of a GenBank genome assembly. Lineage: Eukaryota; Viridiplantae; Streptophyta; Magnoliopsida; Brassicales; Brassicaceae.
AACUUGAUUUGAGAUCAAAGACUAUGACUUUGAACUGGCAUCGACGCUUGUUGUUUUUCAGUAGUUAGUUCUUUAUCUGAUGUAAAGACGGGUUUGGGGCGUUUGAUGCUUGCCUGAUCAUUUUCAUAUUGAAAAAUGUGUGAGAAUGAUCAUCAUUUUGUCGAGUGGAAAGAGCAUUUUGUCUCACAAGAGCGAGGGAACCGUGUUGUUCAUUACUUCCUGAAGGAUUCUGCGGGUGAAUCCAUCCUAGCUGUGGUUGGUACUGAGAGAAGUGUUAGACACAUGUUCUAUGUUGUCUCUGAGGAGUUUGUGCGUAUUCAUGGUUCGGAGAAUUCAAUUCAUGCGGGCUUUAAAUGGAGGUCGAGAAGGGAAGUUGUGGAUUGGCUCACUUCAAUGCUGUCUAAGCAAAGUACACAAGGAAACUGGUCGAAGUCACCAAAAUGUGAGUCAGGGGAAUCUAAUGGAUCUCCCGAAUUUCCAAGCAAUGGAUUUGCUGCUCAGCGAGCUCAAGCAAGUGAAGAGGUCCGUCUUCCCAUAAACUUAAGUUUUCACAGUUGGGAGAUUAUGUGGUCAGGAACUCCUUGGAUGUGUGGUAAACAGCUCAAACAUUACCCAUCAUUUUGCAGAAAUGGGACAACAAUAGGGGUUCAAUCUUUUGUCUUUGUCAUGAGCAAAGGGGAGGAUCGGUACGUUGCAUAUCUGGAAGAUAUGUACGAGGACAAGCGUGGCCUAAAAAAGGUCAAGGUGAGGUGGUUUCACUACACAAAAGAAGUGAAGGGUGCAGUUGCUCUCAAAAACCCAAACCCAAAAGAGGUUUUCAUCACCCCUCACUCACAGGUUAUCAGUGCAGAAUGUGUUGAUGGUCCUGCCACUGUCUUGACCCAUGAGCAUUAUGAGGAGUGUGUGGCUUCCUUUCCUAAUUCUUUAUUGGCAAAGGUAUACAUGUGCUAUCGGCAACUGAGGAACAGCAAAGUUAAACCUUUUGACUUGAGUAAAUUGCGUGGAUAUUUGGACCAACCGAUUAUGUCUUGCUUAAGUUCUAUGGAGGCUGGUCCUGUAGACUGUGCGAUGAAUAUAGAGAAAGAUGAAGAAUGUAGUGAGGGUGAGAAUGUAAUGGUUGGUGCUGAGAGGAGCAUGAAAAAACGAGCAGGAAUUAUGUCUGGCCAUCUGUUAACAACUUAUGAAUCUUCAUGUAAGAGACUCAAACUUAAUGCCUCGGGAAAAAGAUUUCCUUCCCCAACUGAUGUUCAGAAACAUCCUUGUUACAAUGGAGUGGUUAAGGCUGAUGCAAAAAUAGAGUUUCUGUGUCAAGAUAGCGGUAUUAGAGGCUGCUGGUUUAGAUGCACUGUCCUGGAAGUAUCAAGGAAACAGGUAAAACUCCAGUAUGAUGAUAUAGAGGACGAGGAUGGAUAUGGAAACCUUGAGGAAUGGGUACCGGCUUUUAAAUCUGCUAUGCCUGAUAAGCUUGGUAUAAGGUUGUCCAACCGCCCAACAAUCCGGCCUGCUCCUCCAGAUGCUAAAACAUCAUACUUUGAUCUUACAAUUGGUGAAGCUGUUGAUGCAUGGUGGAAUGAUGGUUGGUGGGAAGGUGUUGUAAUUGCCACUGGCAAACAAGGUGCUGAGGAAUUGAAAAUAUAUAUCCCUGGGGAGAACUUAUGCUUAACAGUGCUCAGAAAGGAUAUUCGGAUUUCCAGAGACUGGGUGGGAGAUAGCUGGGUUGAUAUCGAUCCUAAACCCGAAAUACUCGCUAUUGUAUCUUCUGAUAUUAGCUCGGACGCCAAGCUUUCCACGUCGUCCACUCUUGCAAAAGACACCAAGGCAAAGCCCAUUGUUAUGCCAGAUAUUGUUGAGGAGGCAGAACCUGAAGGUGACAAAGCGGACAAUUACCUUUUAGGAGAACAGAACAAAGAGCAUAAAGAUGAUGGGGUUGUUAAGGAGGAUGAUGAAAACAAACUUUCAAAAGAAGAGGAUAAAGAGGUUGGAAGUAACGAAACUAAUACCUAUGUCAACUAUGAAAAUACCGUGGAGGACCACAAAGAAGAUGAUGUUACCCUUAAUGAUGAGAAGGCCCGCAAAUCAGAAUCAGUCUUCACCCUAUCAAAAACUACUACCACGCUGGUGACAACGUAAAGAUGCUUGCUUGAAGUCAUAUAUAAUGAUGGUAAUUCUGGAGAGAGGAGUAGGUAAAGGUUGUAUAGAAAAAUUGAAGAGGCAUGAUUUUGGUGGUUGCAUUUGUUUUAACCGAUCAUCUAAGCAUAGGAUUAUUUAGUACUGGUUGUUUUAGGUUUUAUUUAUGCAAUGUUAUUAGGAGAAAAUGAAAUCCGUUUCUAUUUUGCCUAUUUUCUCAAACCUCUUUGUAAAAAGUAAAAACCACUUCGUAUCAGCUUGUAAGAAAUUUAGUUUAUCUAA